UCUACCGAAAUUAAGCUAAAAAAAUUCUGUUUAUGGAUUGGAUUCGGUUUCUAUAUUAAUAAUUCGGUUCGGUUUGAAUUGGACUGAAUCCGUAUUCGAUUUGAAUUUGGAUUAAAAAAUCAAAGACCGAAUUUUUUCGAUUUGGAUUCAGUUUGGACCAUAAUCCAAACCGAAAAUCGAACUUUCACCCCUAAAUAAAACAAAAAAUAAUACACGUAGGCAUUUCGUGUUGAAAUUACAAGUUCAGUGGAUCCUUCUUGUUAUUAUGAGUAAAUAAAAUUAAAAAAAAAAAAUUAAAUUGAAAAGCAGAAAAAGCUAACCGCUUGAAAAUAAAAGAAAGAUCACAAGGGAAAGAUAGAUCAAAGACAGAACGAGACAUUUGAGUAAGAAGAAAUAUUCAAUCUCAAGAUGAAAGAGGAUUACGAGACUGAAGAGAGAAAACAAGCUGCUGCAGAUGUUUUGUUCAAUUACUCCAAAUUUGUGGCGGCCUGUAUUGGUAAUCGUGUUCGUCCCGGUGAUUUGAGAAUGCAUCUUAUGAAGGAGAUAUCUGGAAUACCAACAUCUCUGAAGCGGGAGUCAUUUCCAGUAACAGCUUCUCCUGAUGCAAUGGGGGAAUCAUCAAGUUCUGGUACAGCUAGACUCGAUAAAUCAGAUAGCUUUCGUGCGCUAUAAAUCAUGGGGCUGAAAGAUAUGGACCUAUACGUGCACUAGGAACUGGUCAUUGGUACAUGCUAUCUUUUGGUUUUGAUUUCUUAGAGAAGACGGGGAUAUGUUUACAUUUGAUAUGAUUGUAUCUCUGUCACAGGGCAGAAACAUUAUACUAGUAUUAUAGUUGUGAUCUAUGUGAAGUUUUUGUUGUUCUUGUACAUGUCUACUAUGAGGCUCGUGAAUGUUGUGUCCAAAUCUUGAAACUCUAGCUUUACAGAACUCGGGACAAAAUACGUAAUUAGUAAAUGUACUUUUUUUUACCACCAAAUCAAGUAUUUUGUGAAAUUUCAUCCCUCUGAA
Chenopodium quinoa (quinoa) is the source of this 1008-nucleotide messenger RNA. RefSeq lists its product as uncharacterized. The record is from RefSeq and is a predicted model, not a curated record. The coding region runs from base 409 to 672 and encodes 87 amino acids. NCBI's taxonomy places the organism in Eukaryota, Viridiplantae, Streptophyta, Magnoliopsida, Caryophyllales, Amaranthaceae. The transcript has 3 exons.